Ilex paraguariensis (yerba mate) is the source of this 1110-nucleotide messenger RNA. The record is from the annotation of a GenBank genome assembly. Lineage: Eukaryota; Viridiplantae; Streptophyta; Magnoliopsida; Aquifoliales; Aquifoliaceae.
AUGGUGAGGAAGAGAAAGGCUAGUGAUCAGGGAGAAGAAGAGAGAGAAAAGACUACUGAUGGGGAUAUGCAGUGGGCUCAGAUGGUGAAUGGUGCUGCAGCAGCAGUAGGUGGAGCCCGAUGUGCCCAGAAACACUAUGUUGGGGUGCGCCAAAGGCCAUCAGGGCGAUGGGUGGCCGAGAUAAAAGAUACAAUUCAGAAGAUUAGAGUAUGGUUGGGCACAUUUGACACUGCUGAGGAAGCUGCUAGAGCUUAUGAUGAGGCUGCUUGCUUGCUUCGUGGUGCCAAUACGAGGACAAACUUUUGGCCUUGUUCCCAAUCUACUUCUAAUUCAUCCCCAGCUCUUCCCUCCAAGAUCACCAAUCUUCUCCUCCAAAGGCUUAAAGCUAGAAACAAUGCUUGUUCUUCCCCGGCUGCUUCGUUUCAUGAUCACCACCAACAAAAGGAAAUAUCAGAUACCCAAUUUGAUGAUUUCUUUAACAUGUCCAAUGUGACCAACCGCAAAAACAUUGGUAAUAAUACCAGUAUAAGUAAUUCUAGUUGUAUGAGUGCUUGUAUGACAGCAAGUGUUGAAUCAAGUUUCAUUCAAAAGGGAGGUAGUGGUGUGAGAGAAUGUGAAUUGGACAAUAAUUGGACUAAUGUUGAUCAGUUAUUGAAUUGUUUUGACCAUAUUGGAGGCGAGGGAGAGCAGAAACGAGAGGGAGAAGAAAAAAUGGAACAUUAUGGAGAACAGCCCUCGAUGCUUACAGAGGCGAUGAAGAGGAUGAAAUACGAACGCAAUUUUUCUGCUUCACUUUACGCGUUCAAUGGGAUAUCCGAGUGUUUAAGGCUCAAUAUUGAAUCCGGAAACACUGACUUAUCCAACCUUGCUAUCAGAUGCAGAAAAAAUCAAGAAGGAAACAAGAAGGAAGAUAACGAAUGUGUUCAAGGGAUAUGGCAAGAACAAGUAGAGAGCUUUCGAUUCAAUUCAACAGAAAUUGGGUCAUCAUCUUCUUCUUCUUCUUCUUCGUCUUCGUUGAGCAAGGAAUGCAGUGAAUUGUCUCUUUGGAGUUCUCUUGGUCUGCCUCCUAUCACUAUGUUAUUUAGUGGACACAAGGGGCUUGAAUUUUGA